Zootermopsis nevadensis is the source of this 2062-nucleotide messenger RNA. RefSeq lists its product as uncharacterized. Gene Ontology annotation, molecular function: DNA-binding transcription factor activity, RNA polymerase II-specific; RNA polymerase II transcription regulatory region sequence-specific DNA binding. Gene Ontology annotation, biological process: regulation of transcription by RNA polymerase II. Gene Ontology annotation, cellular component: nucleus. Lineage: Eukaryota; Metazoa; Arthropoda; Insecta; Blattodea; Termopsidae. The record is from RefSeq and is a predicted model, not a curated record.
AAAUAAAUUUCCAAGCUUAGUUAAGGUCCAUUUACAUUUUAUUACCCAUUUUCCAAUACUACAAACUACAUCGAACUUAACCCUGUAAUUAUUAUCGUUGAAACGUUGGAAAGGGAAACGAUUUAUGUGAUAUUCUCAACCUAUAGCUGUAGCUUAGUUUUCAGUGACCCCACAUGCGCGCUACCUUGGGGAACGUUGUAGCCGAACUUGGAACUAAAUAGUCGGUCUGUUUUGGGGUUAUUCCGGACGUGUGUAAACUUCGGUAGCAUUUGAUUUUAAAAAAUGUCAUCUGUUCAGAAGCAUGUCUGUGUGCUUUGCAACAACAAAUUGGAUUCAAAAGAAGCCCUUCAAGAGCACUUCAGGAAACAUGCUAACAAAGAGAUUGACAGUAAGGGACGGCCUAUGAAAUCCCGACCUGGAAGUGCUGGCAAGACUUCUAACAAACAGUUGACACCAAGUCCAGGUCGUAGUAAAUCUGGAUCUAGCAACAAUGCUGAUAUUGUGUGCGAUGUAUGUAGUCAGGCUUUUGACAGUGUAACGCUUGCAAUUCAACACAAGUUUCGUAAACACCCAGAAAGUGCAGCAAAGCAUUUUUGCCCAUAUUGUGGGAUGCAGUUUCCACUGAGAAUCAACCGGGAUAAACAUACUUCAGCAGAGCAUCCUGAUUGUACUCCCAGCAAGCUGUUGCCUUGUGGAGACUGUGGUGUCGUUUUCUAUACAGAUGAAGCCGAAGCAUAUCAUUCCAAGUCAACACACAAGAGGAUUGUGGCAUUGUUCCAGCCUGUGGCUACUCCACCACCAUCAAAGAAGAUCAGGGUGAAUAAUGCAGGUGAAGCACAGUCAGUCUACUACUGCCACCUGUGUGGUUUUGAAUACAUUGUCAAGUUCAACCUGCAGAAACAUCUCGAGCGUCAGCACUCAGAGCAGGAACAAAAUAAAGUCCCUGAGGACUUGAUAAAAUGCACAACCUGUGAUGCGCUUUUUUACAAUAAACGAGCAUAUGUUAACCACAAUAUGUACCAUAAACCUGAUGACUUGUAUGUUACAAGUGAAGAACAGAGAUUACAAACUGUAAGUCGUGUAGACCAAGAUUUUGAUAUCCGGCGAGUUCAGACAGCUGCAGAAAAGUUCAUCCCUGUGUUCCGACCCCGUGGACGACCUUCUCCACAGCAACCCCAAAAGAAGAGAAAGAAGGCUCGGUCAGCAGUGGCAGCACUAAAUGUGAAGAAGGAAGAAGAUUCCACUGAUGAAUUGUCUCCUGCUGAUUCUGCCCCCUCAAGUGAUUCUAGUGACUCAGACAGUGAUCUUCCAUUAUUGGAGCGACUUGAUAGCAGUAAGCGGCAGCAGCUAGGUGGACUGUGAUGACAUGUAGGGAUGAUUUGCUAUCAGUGCCCUCUGUGCUAGUCUCAUCGCUUGUUGUUCAGUAUGGAAACUAUACAUUAUAUCUGAAGACGAUAAGGAGAAAGCAGGCCACAGUAACAAUACAUCACAGCUUAGAAACAGUGUUGGACAUACAGUGCAUCAUUGGAUUCCAGUAGUAUAGUUAUUUCUUUGAAAAUCUGCUCUAUGUAGGAGACAUGUUUUAAAUAUUUCAUAGCCAGUUGGUGCAACAUUGGAAGUACUAAACCUGUUGAUACUUGGGUAUGUGAUAUGUUUGUUGCAAGCAGUGUUUUAGCCAUUAAAUCUCAUGUUUAUGUAUUUUUGUGUGUUAUGUAAAUUGUGAUCUUAGCGAGUAUAAUUUCUGCUCUCCAGUUAUUUAUGUGCAACAAUACUGGUAUAAGUAUGUGAGUAAAGAGCAUUGUCAAUAUUUUGAUGUUAUUUUAUGUGCAGUUUCUCUUUUGUAUUAAUUUCAGUAUGUUACUGAUGUGGGGAGAGAACUGAAUUGGGCAAAGUACAAAUUCUAUCAUCAUAUUGAUGGUGGAAGUGCAGAUUGGGCUUUGCCACAGUAAUCAAGUACUUUAAAUAACAAAGUAUGAACUUAAAAUUAUUUGUGUCUGAAAAGUAAUAAGUGUAAUGGUAUGUUUGUGAAAACCUAUUCAAAUAAAUUCUGAUUAUCUUUGAA